Molecule: messenger RNA, 290 nt
Organism: Staurois parvus
Lineage: Eukaryota; Metazoa; Chordata; Amphibia; Anura; Ranidae
Source: the annotation of a GenBank genome assembly
UACAGGAGAUGGCCAGAGACUGCAGACAGUACAGGAGAUGACCAGAGACUGCGGACAGUACAGGAGAUGACCAGAGACUGCAGACAGUACAGGAGAUGGCCAGAGACUGUGGACAUAGUACAGGAGAUGGCCAGAGACUGCGGACACAGUACAGGAGAUGGCCAGAGACUGUGGACAUAGUACAGGGAAUGACCAGAGAUUACGGACAGUACAGAUGGCCAGAGACUGCAGACAGUGCAGGGAAUGACCAGAGAAUGCAGACAGUAAAGGAGAUGACCAGAGACUGCGGA